This is a messenger RNA of Saccostrea cuccullata (small rock oyster), 1984 nucleotides long. RefSeq lists its product as uncharacterized. Bases 79 to 837 code for a protein of 252 amino acids. The record is from RefSeq and is a predicted model, not a curated record. The transcript is spliced from 6 exons. Lineage: Eukaryota; Metazoa; Mollusca; Bivalvia; Ostreida; Ostreidae.
GACUUAUUAAAUGAUCGACCUGCAGCAGAACAUCCGGGUUUACAGUUUACGUGGCCUUCUUUCUUACUGUUUGUCGGGAUGCAGGAGAAAAGGCCAUCAGCAGUGCCUGUGUUGGUAUCAGUAUCUCUCACUUUUUGCCUUUAUGUUUGGGCCAUUAUCACACCCGGAUGGUUGAUUAUAAAAUGUACAAGAGUACUACCUGUAUCAGUUCAUAAGUAUAACCCCCUUGUACGCUCUCUGUUGAACGGUACAUCUGAAACUCUGAAUACUGAAACGAUUAAAUAUUCUCUGGAGAUGAGCAUCUUUUACGUCAAUGAAUGUGAUUCUGGAGCAUGCAUACAAGUGGACUACAAGAAACUCUUCAUCCCCUCAGAAUCAACAAACAGUCUACCUGACCUAAUGGAAAUUAAGAUUGAGGGCACUUCUGUUUUGGAUUUUUGUGUGAUUGGCUUCUUUUUCCUGCUCUUGAACUUUGGAAAUUCUUCUCGAGUCGUAACAGGGGGGCUUUGUGUGCUUUUGGCCGCUGUUGUUGAAUCUAUUAUGGUUUACCGAAUGGGCAUGGCGAACACAACAACAAGCGAAUUUUUAGAUGCCAUCGAUUUAAGCUGGGAUUAUAAUAGUAUUUCAAUGGAUUUCCCUUACUCCAUCGUCAUUGCCAGUAUUGGCAUAUAUUCCAAUGUCAUUGUGUUGUACCUCUGUGUAGAUUUGUACACCAAAAUUAGACGACAGCAAACCACAGACGGUCGAAAGCUGAAAUUAUGUACGAUCUUCAAUUCCAACAAGUUUACAAUUCUGCGAGAAAGCCAAAUUACAGAGAUGCAUCAUCUAUAUCUUUAAACAUAUCAUGUAAAUGUGCAAAGAACAUCCUACUAGCAUAUGUACGAUGCUUGAUCCAAAAGUAAUGUCACAUUGUCUAUAUCUUUUAUAUUUGGCGUCAUAUUAUUAAAUAUACUAAGUAACAUGCCAAAAAUAUGCACUGAUAAAAAUCUAAUUAACAUUGAAAUUUUGGUUUAAUAAUGUUGACUUAAAUUCAUUUUAUUUUUGAUUAUAAACAGUAAGGUUUCACUCUGAGGCAUUGAACAAAGGACUUGUCAAAAUGGGGGUGAAAGUGGGGAGUCGCAAGGAGUUGUAAUAUAUUUUGCAUUUUUACUUCAAACGGGGAAAUUACUAGUAGAGAAAGUUAUAUUGGUUUAUCAGACUCACAGUGAAAAGAAUGUUUUAAAAAGUCUCUUUUCUAGCUGGUUUCAGCGAUUUUGGGACGGUUUGAUGGGCCAUUGAAUGAUCAGCAGAGGACAGGAAGACCAAAGGAUGAGAGGUCAAACGGAAACGUAUAGGAGUAACUGGUGUCUGAUGUUGUCAAAAGACAUGAGUGUAUCCUAUUACAUGUAUAGCAAGGGAUAUGAAUACUUUGUCUCGUGUACUGAUAAAGAAAUAUUGACAAAGGACUUAAUUAUAAAAAGAGUGAAUGUACGAGUGGCCUAACCAAGAAUUCUUUAAAAAUAACAAAUUUUUGAACAUGUUCGUAAAUCUCAAAUAUUUUUUUAUUGAGACACGUUUCAAUGUUAUUCUCUUGAAGUUGAUGGCGCGUUUGAGGGGAAAAUUAAAACAGGCCAUUAACUUCUCAGUAGAGAAUAGUUGGAAUGUAUGACGGUGUGUAUCCAUUAUAUAUGACGUUAUUUAGAUGCGGCGACUUCCAAGCGGUAGCGCACUUUAUAUAUAAAUGCCAUCAUAUAAAAUGUAUUAAUCAUGUUAAAUUGAAAUUUUCAGGUCUGAUUUGAAAUAAAUGUAGUUUUCAUCAUGAUUAAUUUUGUUGUUCUACGUCGACUAGAAGAAAUUCAAUUAAAUUCACAUACUUGUGGUUGAUUGGUUGAUUUUAUCUAUAUUUUUGAACGUCCUUCUCGAGAACUUUUCACUCAUAUGGAGACGUCACCACUUGCCGGUGGAGAACUCCAAAUUUUGUUCUAUACUCAGCACUCAGGAUCAU